Messenger RNA from Lactuca virosa, 436 nucleotides. The record is from the annotation of a GenBank genome assembly. Lineage: Eukaryota; Viridiplantae; Streptophyta; Magnoliopsida; Asterales; Asteraceae.
AUGAUAUAUGUGUUGGCGACAGACGAAAAGUACAAUGAAGCGGUUUAUAGUACUGCUAAACGGCUAGUUGCCGCAAUCGACGGCCUUCCGGAUCCUGGUGGGCCCGAAGCUAAGGAAAACAAAAGGGAAUCAAACUUUAAAACUAAGGAAGAGACAGCCGAGAAAAGAGAUCAGUUUACACUUGUUGUCGGAGGUUUGUUGGCUAUUGCUUUUGUUGUUCCUAUGGCACAAUACUACGCCUAUGUCUCCAAAAAGUAGUUAUGCUUAUGCAUGUCUAGUCGUAUAAAAUCGUGUUCAUGGAAUACAAGUGAGGAAUGUAAUUAGAAAAUUGAUAUUUUAAAUGUGGAUUUGUAUUGUUUACCGAAAUGCACUUGUUGUUAGUUGCUCUAGCAAUGUACUUUAAGGCCUCAUUUGUUAUGCAAAACACAAUAUGAUA